This is a messenger RNA of Malassezia japonica, 600 nucleotides long. It is a transcript of the gene RDI1, whose product is annotated as rho GDP dissociation inhibitor. Bases 1 to 600 code for a protein of 199 amino acids. Gene Ontology annotation, molecular function: Rho GDP-dissociation inhibitor activity; protein binding. NCBI's taxonomy places the organism in Eukaryota, Fungi, Basidiomycota, Malasseziomycetes, Malasseziales, Malasseziaceae. The record is from RefSeq and is a predicted model, not a curated record. Gene Ontology annotation, cellular component: membrane; cytosol; cytoplasm. Gene Ontology annotation, biological process: Rho protein signal transduction. The transcript has 5 exons.
AUGGCGAGUGAGAACCCGGCUGUUCAGGACGACUUGAACCCUACACCCACUGCGGGAUACCAGCCCGGCGAGAAGAAGUCGCUGCAAGAGUAUGCAGCGCUGGAUGCCGAGGACGAGAGCCUGCGUCGUUGGAAAGAGUCGCUCGGUAUCACGGCCGGCGGAAGCGCGCCGAACCCGAAUGAGCCCAAGCUCACGAUCCACUCGCUCGCGUUGGAAAGUGACAAGAUUCCGUCGGGGAGCAUCGGCAUCCAGCUCGAUCAGCCGGGCGACUUGGAACGCGUGAGCAAGAACCCCCUCCAGAUCCCCGAGGGAAUCGAGUACGCGGUCGUGAUCAACUUUACCGUCGGCCGCGAAGUGCUCUCGGGCCUCAAGUACCUCCACGUUGUGCGCCGUGCGGGCCUGCCGGUCGACCGCAUGGAAGAGAUGAUUGGGUCGUAUCCCCCCCGUGGAGAGCCGUACGUGAAGCGCUUUGCCCCGAGCGAGGCGCCAAGCGGAAUGCUCGCGCGCAGCGGCACCAACAGCGUCCGCAGUAGGAUCAUCGACGACGACGGCGUGGUGUACGCCGACUUUUCGUGGUCGUUCAAGCUCGUCAAGGCGUAA